CUACUUUUGCCUGAUGUCCCGUUAUCAUUCAAAAAGACAUACGCAUAAAAGACAUACACGACACACGAAUAGUAAGCGAAAGGAUUUUCGAAAAUGUCUGAGUGCAGCCCAAUCCAGGGCUAUCCUACUGUCCGUUCACAUCAGCUCAGCAGCGGAAGAGAGAACAACAGCUCUGUUCUCUGUGAUGUUAUUGCUGCUAUUAAGAAACUGAAUGAUGAUCAGUGGAUGGCCAUUACAGGAGGCAUGUCUAAAAUUGCGAGACUGGACUUUGCAGAAAUAUGCUUAUGCAUUAUUUCAAACGUGUCAAAGUCUGCAUGCAAGAUGUUCAUGCCAAUUGUCCAAAUCUUGGACUUCAGUACAACUAACAUGGAGGAAUCACAGCAGUCUCUCAAUUCACCUGACACUGCUGUCUCAACAGAUUCCUUACUGAAAGAGUCUCCUUUGGACAUACCUCUCGUUCGUGCCUUGUGUGUGCAAAUUGUUCAGGAGGUCAAAGCAGCCUGUCUUGUGGCUAUUGAAAGAAUUGCUCUAAGCAGACCAUUCACUGGGUCUGGUGAUGGCUGGAAGGACAAAUGUUUUCGACUAGAGGAGGAGACUUUCAAAGUGUUCUUCAAAAGACUGGAUGAACUGGACCUUUUUGCUCAAAAGCCAGAUGCUAGUAGCUUUUUGAAUAAGAAACAGCUUAUGGAGUUGGAAGUAACAGAUCUGACACAGCAAGUGGUGACUGCCAUCUUGACUGUUAUUGAGAGCUCAUGUCCCAAUCGUGAGCAUCCCGUAGCAACCACUGGCCUGUUACAUGUGGUGGCCAAGAUGAGGAAAUUCUUGGCCUCUCCAAAGACCUAUAACAACACACUACCACUUGGUUCCUACUCCAGCUCUUUAAACCAAGGGCAUCCCCUCCAGCUCACCUCGGACUUUAACGUGAAGGCUUUCAAGACGGUCCUCGAAGUGCUGUUCAGAUCCAUCAACUGUCCAUUUGUGGAUGCUAGCCAGUUCAAACCAGAUAAUGUGGCAUUAUUAACAAGGGAGAAUUCUGUUUUAUCCUACGUUAUUACAGCAUGCAACAUCAUAUCGUACACCAUUGACACUGUUCUUGAGGUCCUUGUUGCAUUGUCAGAAGACAAAGAAGAGGACUUUUGUUUUUAUGCCACUGAGAUGUUCCUCAGAGUACAGUAUAAAGUCAAGCAGUUCAUGAUCUUGGGUAAGAUAUCUGGAAUGAAAGACAAAAUACAUAGCACAGACUCUCAGCCCGCAUUCAAACUAGAUUCAGAGGAUUUUGUUUUUCCAAUUGUCACUAAGCACAAGGAGGAGUCAGAAUGUGAGAGGAGCCUGGUGGCCACGGACUGUGUUGAUUAUGUGACUACUGAAUCUGAUUCAGGAGUGGACCCACCAGUUGCUACUUGUAAAAGUUCGCUGGAGAAGGAAACGUAUGUGUCACAGAAACCCACCAUAGCUGCUUCAGAUAUUGCAAAGGAGCUGGAUGUUGGGGAAGCUGUUGCACGGUUGGAAGACUUCAUUAACAGUGGGGAAAUUCACAAGUUUUCACUUGAACUCACAAAGCAGGUGCUUCACUUGCUAAAAAAGAGCACUUGCCAGAGAGUCAACCUGGCUGUCAACCAAACUGUUUCAGACACAGAUCUUCCAUCACCGCAGAGAGGAAACAAUGAGAUAGACAGCAGCAGUGUCUCUCUUGAGUUCGCCUACAUGUUUGCCGAGGACUCUGUGAAAUGCUUCUUCCAUCAGCUGCUGUUCCCUUCUUGUCCAAGCAAAGUGAGCGACCCAAAUGACUUCAUCCAGAGCAUGUGGAGCUUCAACCCCUGCCUGGCGAUGGCAGCACAUGAAAGCUGCUCUGGAAACACUAUCUGUUCCUCUCGUGCCCUGCGUGAAACAGUGGACUUACUGAGGGAGGUUAUUGUGAACCAGGUGAUGGGCAGCUUUUCACCAGCGCCAGCUUUUCCUUGUGCAAGCAGAAGCACUGAGGAUGCAGCUGGCACCACCAGUUGUUUUGAGACAACUGAUGACCCCAACUCCAAGUCAACCACUGCAAAUGAAAGGAAAAGGAGCAAAAAGAGCUGGAAGCAAAAACUUUGCAUCUUGCCUAAACUGAAGAUUCCUAAAGAGAGGAUCUAUAAAAAGUAUUUCUCUAGGAGAAAUGCUGUGAGCCCUUUGGCACCAAACCUGGCAUGUCCACUGGACAUUGAUACAGCAGAAGGAAAUCAUUUGCUGGAGAACCUGACCUUUACAUCUUCAGUGGUUAUCAUCAGUGAACCACAUGCCUCCACCUCGCAGCAGAUAGAAAAUGUCCCUGCUCCUGACACAGCAGCAAAGAAACCAAAGAAGCGCAACAUUUUCACCAAGUUCUUCUGGUCUAUUACCAAGUCUCUGCAAACAUGCUUCAAAAAGUAAUAGAGACAAUAAAAUAAUUGUAUUACAUUUUAU
This is a messenger RNA of Alosa alosa (allis shad), 2439 nucleotides long. RefSeq lists its product as uncharacterized. The coding region runs from base 94 to 2406 and encodes 770 amino acids. The record is from RefSeq and is a predicted model, not a curated record. Lineage: Eukaryota; Metazoa; Chordata; Actinopteri; Clupeiformes; Clupeidae. The transcript has 7 exons.